CUUUAGUAGGCGGCCAUGAGAAUUGAAACUCUCAAAAUUUCAUUUUUUAUCGAAUCUAUCAUCGAUAGAUUAUUAGCUAGCAAUAGCGAAGCAGUGGAACACAAGUCAUUGGUUUGCCAAAUUUUAGAUUUAACAAUCAAAGCCGAACAACUUCAGACAGUUACUAUGCUUCCGCCAAACAUUCGUGCUAAGAUCGAUGCAUUGAAACGAAUUCAGAUAGACUUGUUGAAUAAGGAAGCCGAAUUUCAUAAGCGUGUUUAUUCCAUGGAAACUGAUUUCCAAACAACUCUACUGGAAAUGUUCGACAAAAGACGACAAAUUGUGAACGGGUUUUAUUUACCUGAGCAUGAAGACACUUUGAAGGCAGAAGAUCACGAAAUAGCCACGGAUGAACAGGUUAAGGGAAUUCCGGAGUUCUGGCUGAGUGUUUUCAAAAUGGCUCCUAUUCUGAGCAGUCUCAUUCAUCCACACGACGAAGAUGUGUUAAAGCACCUGAUGGAUGUUCGUUCGAUUAUGAUCAAUGAACCGAAAGCUGGAUUUGUACUGGAGUUCGAGUUUGGACCAAACAAUAACUUCACCAAUAAAGUGCUUACCAAGCGAUACGAGAUGGAAUGUGUUCCCGAUGAGGAGAAGUUGGCAUCGUUCAAUGGAUUCGAAAUUUACGACACUGCCGGGUGUCACAUUGACUGGAAGGUGGGUGGUAAUUUGACCGUAACAGUUGAGAAUGGAACGGAGCGAGCCGUAGAUUCGUUCUUUAAUUUUUUCCGUCCGCAAAAGCUAGUUGGAAAUGCGGAUCCGUUGGUGUACAAGCAGUUUAUGGAAUAUGAUUUCGAAAUCGGGUAUUUCAUCAAAGAACGGGUUGUACCUCGUGCGGUUCUUUUCUACAGCGGAGAUUUCGUGAAUGUUGAAGAGGACUCGUUAGCUUACGUACUGGAUGAGCAAGGGCAGCAACUGUAAAUUCUGAUUAGUUAGCAAUAAAUUUUU
Malaya genurostris is the source of this 984-nucleotide messenger RNA. RefSeq names its product nucleosome assembly protein 1-like 1. The record is from RefSeq and is a predicted model, not a curated record. The coding region runs from base 16 to 957 and encodes 313 amino acids. NCBI's taxonomy places the organism in Eukaryota, Metazoa, Arthropoda, Insecta, Diptera, Culicidae. Gene Ontology annotation, cellular component: chromatin; nucleus. Gene Ontology annotation, biological process: nucleosome assembly. Gene Ontology annotation, molecular function: histone binding; chromatin binding. The transcript has a single exon.